This is a messenger RNA of Lucilia sericata (common green bottle fly), 1041 nucleotides long. RefSeq names its product snurportin-1 (gene Snup). Gene Ontology annotation, biological process: snRNA import into nucleus. The record is from RefSeq and is a predicted model, not a curated record. The transcript has a single exon. Gene Ontology annotation, cellular component: nucleus; cytoplasm. Bases 1 to 1041 code for a protein of 346 amino acids. Lineage: Eukaryota; Metazoa; Arthropoda; Insecta; Diptera; Calliphoridae.
AUGUUUCAAAAUUUGUAUAAACCAAAUUUUAGUGAAAAAGAACGUCAGGAAAUACGGAGAAAAGAACUAUUGCAGCAACAAAAACUUAAACGUUUGAAACAACAAGAUGAACAGAGGAGUCUCAAAGACCCACAUGCUAGUGAAUAUAAAAGAAAGUUUUACCAUAAAAAGCGUAAGAUCAACAAUAAUAUAGAAAAUAUCAACCUACAACUUUCUGAGUGGCUUAAGGAGAAGCCAGAAAAUUUUGAUGAUUGGCUAUUAGUGCCUUGUCCCAAGGGUCAACGUUGCAUAGUGGUUGCAGCAAGAGGAGAAACUAAAAUGUUUAGCAAAAAUAAGAGAUAUCGUAUGACAUUCUCUAGUUUAUUACCUGGUGGAGGUAUUUUAGGUUCAAGCAAUGACUCCUGCAUAUUAGACUGUAUAUAUAGCAAAGAAAUGGAUAUUUUCUAUAUACUGGAUGCUUUACAUUUUUCAAUACCUUUGGUGGACUGUGAUGCCGAAUUUCGUUUCUUUUGGUUAAAAUCAAAAUUAAACGACCUUGACGAAUUCGAAAGAAAGCUUAAAUAUGAUGACCUAAAGUUGUUUGAACUUUUAGAAUACUACGAUAUGUCAAAUGAGGAGCGUACAUCAGUAGCUUUGCAGAGGUAUCCCUUAUGGGUGGAUAAUCGACCGCAAUUAGAUGGAUUUCUAUUUUAUCAUAAAAAGUCUCAUUACGUAUGUGGUACUACCCCCUUAGUUUGCUGGCUAUUUGCAUUUAUGCUGCCCGAUGUAUUACAACUACCAGUCAGUCGUUGUUAUGAACCCCCAGAUAAUUACUGUAAACAGAAUCCUUGGCAGUAUAUGGAUGAAUUUGAUAAACGGUUAAAAAUAAAAACAAAACAAUGGAAUCAACAGGAAUAUCCUUUAGAAGAAAAUUCUACGGCGAUGGAUGAAGAUUUGGAAUAUGUAGAAGAGAACUUAGAUGAAACUUGUAUGGAUAAGGAUAACGUGUUAGAUUCUUUACUAACAGCAGAGAAACUACUAGAAUUGGCGGAAGAAAAUUGA